Molecule: messenger RNA, 1105 nt
Organism: Nothobranchius furzeri (turquoise killifish)
Lineage: Eukaryota; Metazoa; Chordata; Actinopteri; Cyprinodontiformes; Nothobranchiidae
Gene: mrpl15
Product: mitochondrial ribosomal protein L15
Biological process (GO): translation
Cellular component (GO): mitochondrial large ribosomal subunit
Molecular function (GO): structural constituent of ribosome
Source: RefSeq, a predicted model, not a curated record
AAACAUCACUCCACCGUGAAAUAGCUUCCGGUGUGGUGGAGUCACGUGAUUAGUUUGCCCUUGGUUUGCUAACUUUAACAUGUGAGCUGCAGAAACAUGUCUGUUACUAAGAAAACCGGCAGUAAAGCUUUGGAUGUUUUACAGAAUUUGCCGCGGAUCACUUUAGCAAACCUACGACCUGAGCCAGGAUCCUGGAAGUGGGGGAGACGACGAGGUAGAGGACAGCACGGCGGUAACAGGAGCGGCCGAGGUCACAAAGGAGAGCGGCAGAGGGGGAACAGACCCCGGCUGGGCUUCGAGGGAGGGCAGACCCCCUUCUAUCUGGUUAUACCAAAAUAUGGUUUCAACGAAGGACACAGCCGGCGUCCACAGUACAUGCCCCUGACCCUGAAACGACUCCAGUACCUGAUUGAUCUGGGCCGAGUGGACCCGGCUCAGCCCAUAGAUCUGACCCAGCUGGUCAAUGCCAGAGGAGUGACCAUCCAACCUCUGAAGAGGCACUACGGAGUCCAGCUGGUGGAUGAGGGAGCUGACAUAUUUGCAGCCAAAAUCAACAUUGAGGUUCAGAGAGCAACUGAAGGAGCCAUAGCUGCUAUCGAGAAGAACGGAGGCGUCAUCACCACCAGUUUCUACGAUCCCAUAAGUCUCGGGAUCCUGAUCAAGCCCGUCCCGUUCUUCGUGAGGGGCCAGCCAAUCCCAAAGCGGAUGCUGCCAGGAGAGGACAUGGUCCCGUACUACACGAGUGCUGAAAACCGGGGUUACUUAGCAGAUCUGGAAGACAUCCAGCAGGCCCGGCGUGCCCUGGCACAGAAGUACGGCUAUGCGCUGCCAGAUAUUUCAAAGGAUGAACUUUGUGACAUGCUUGCCACAAGGAAGGAUGUUCGACAGAUCUUCUUUGGCCUCUCUCCAGGCUGGGUCGUUAACAUGCCGGAGAAGAAGAUUCUGAAACCGACAGAUGAGAAACUUUUGAAAUAUUACAGUUCGUAGGUGUUGGAGGCGAUCUGUGGCCAACAAAAUCAGAAAAACACAGUUUUUUUUUCAUAAAUAUGACAAUUAUUAGUAUUAUGAUUAAAGUUCAUUGGAAGUAUUCAGGUUGUUACCACUU